GUACUAGUUUCGCAAGGUAGCGCUGUGUACAGGUCACGCCCAUGCGAAUGACGCAAUAGAACGUGGGCUUCCGGGAUUGGUCCACUUGGCCAGCUGGUACCAAACGCCGUGAUGAAAAUUUAAUUUCAAACGCAUUGUUCCCGUCUAGAAGUAUUGGCGGUAGAUUUCACAGACAGCUAGACCCUCGACACUUAACGUUCUGCGAGCAGAUUUCUGAUUAUUCGGGAUGGCAGCUACGGUUGACUGUAGUGCGCUGUCAGUGUUGCACGUGUUGUUUGUUUUGGUGUUGUUGUUUACAACCUGUGCACGCGCACAAAAAGAGCAAAAGCUCGGCAGUAUCAAGUUUUCCGGGCCAGACGUGAACAGUGAGGAGUCCGAGUCUUUACACAUGCCGGACUACCUGAAGUGUGACGCCUGUAGAAUCAUAGCUUACAAGUUCACAGAAACUCUGGAGAAAGUUACCAAGAAGAAAACCAAAGCCCUGAGUGAGUCUGAGAUCAUCGACACAUUCGAGGAGGUGUGCGAAGGUUCCUGGGACGACUAUGGUAUCAAGGAGGUUGAUGGUUUGAAGAGACUGUCUGGUCCUGGUUUAGAGACUAAAGAUGUACCUGGAGUCAUGCAGGGAGGAGGAAAAUGGCCUUUCAGGUUGAAGGAGAUGUGCUUCAACUAUGUUGGAAAUGAGGGUGAGGAAGAGCUGUACGGCAUCUUUAAGAGCAAGAUGACUCUGGAGAAGUUCUUGUGUAAGGAGAAAAACGGACCCUGUCACCCCAAGAACAAGAAAGUCAAGAAAGUAGAGGAAGAAAAGGAAGAACUGUGACAACAUCUACAUCAUUAGCCUGUGUUACAUGAUCUCUUGGGGGCUGAUUGUGCUUCCUCCAGGAGAGGAGGGGUCUGACCAGUACUUAUGAUUAAUUAUGUUAAUUUACACAUUAACACAUGGUGUUACACUUUGGUGACCAGUACUUAUGAUUAAUUAUGUUAAUUUACACAUUAACACAUGGUGUUACUUUUUUGUACAGAAAUGAAUUGCCCAACACUCCAUUUUUUCCACCGAAAAAAAGAGAUUGUUAAAAUUUCUUAUUGUACAAUCAUUUAGAUUUACUUGAGGCGUGGUAAAUCAUGUGUCAUACUCAGAUUUUAAAAAGAUUAAUGUUACAUCAUUAUAGCAGCUUGUAAGUGUAGUUAUUAACAAGGGCUUGUGACUGUUCUAGCUGAAUUUUGUGGAGGAGAGCAAAAUUAGAAUAUUUUUUAUCAGAGAAAGUUGAUAUAUGUUGGUGAUAGGAAAAUGAUGUUAGAGACUGAAAUAAAUGGGUCACAGGAUAAAUACUAAUUUUGAUGCAAGCACGGUGAGAUGGGUAUUCAAAAGCAGUUGUGUCAAAAGUGUCAAAUAGUGGAAAUCAGUAAAUUUGAAAUAUUGGUUAUACAACGUGCUUAGUAACAAAUGGAGGGAGAUUCAAAAUGUGCAAUCAACUAGGUAAAAAUUAUUGACACCUUAUGUUUGCUUUUUGAGGGGAGGAUUGUCCAUAAAUGUCUUGAAUGGAAUUACCCUGGAAUAUUGUUACAGUAGCAUUUACAUGUUUACCGAUGCAUCAAUCUGCAAUAAGUUUGGCACAUAAUAAUGUCUAUGGAAUGUAUGCGUAUACCGUAUAGGGUUAUCCGCUUUACUGUUGCCUUCAUCAAUUUUUCAAUGUAAUACAAGUAGUUUGAUUUUUGUAUGAGAGCUAUAUGGAAAUGCAUGUGUGAACCACUGAAUUGUGUGUGUGGCAAAUUUUUGACACUGUCUUAUCACCAAACGAAACUAUUCCUAAGGUUAUGUCUGUUUUGGUGUUUUAUGGUAUCUAUUAUAAUAUUACGUUUCUUCAAGGACAUUAAAUGGUUUGUGAAGUGGGCAGGUGUUAACAUUAUAUGUUCUAUUAUAGUAUCUUCAAAUAAAAGCAGAGAUAGCUUUUAAGUUUUUGUUUCUUACUGAAAAAACAAACUGGUAGGCUACCCAUGUGAUAUUUUCUUACAUUAACUAUGUUCUAGCAUAUUGAACAUGUAAAGUUAUCUGUUAGACGUUAGAAGGAGAAAUGCUGACCAUAGCAAAAACCUGAAGACUAUAAGUUACCUUUUUUUGGUUUGCAACAGGCAUCUGGGUGAAUGAAUGAAUGAAUGAAUGAACGGACUCAAUAGUUGUACCUGGUGUAGUGAACUGCAACAAUAACAAAGUAAUCAACACGAUCAUACUCUUCUCUUCU
This is a messenger RNA of Branchiostoma floridae (Florida lancelet), 2237 nucleotides long. RefSeq names its product marginal zone B- and B1-cell-specific protein-like. Gene Ontology annotation, cellular component: extracellular region; endoplasmic reticulum chaperone complex. The coding region runs from base 227 to 817 and encodes 196 amino acids. NCBI's taxonomy places the organism in Eukaryota, Metazoa, Chordata, Leptocardii, Amphioxiformes, Branchiostomatidae. Gene Ontology annotation, biological process: regulation of B cell proliferation. The transcript has 4 exons. The record is from RefSeq and is a predicted model, not a curated record.